AUGGCCAGCAAAUCAACAAAGAAAGCAGCCGUUCGUCCACCGAAGGAGAAAGCGCCUGUGAUCAAGAAAACGUUCUUGCAUAAUCGAAAGACAGACAAACGAUACCGUCUCAAUGGUGACAAAGACAUGAGCCGAAAACCAGCAAAAGCCUGUUUAAAUCGAGAUUUUUCACAGUAUGUUGCCUACACAGCUCCACAAUUGCCAAGCAAAGUCGAUCUUCGACCUUGGAUGACAUCAAUUGAAGAUCAAUCUGAUACGAACAGUUGUACAGCCAAUGCCAUGGCUGGAAUCUACGAAUACUUGAAUUAUCGAACUACUGGUCGCCUUGAAGACGUCAGUCGUCUUUUCAUCUAUUAUAAUAGUCGCAUUAAGGAUAAUGAAGGAGAUUCCAAUAUCACCGAUGAAGGUACAAGUAUUGCUACGACAAUUGAAGUUGUUGAAGAGCAAGGUGUCUGUCUUGAAUCAAUGUGGCCAUACAAUAUCAAAAAAGUUAAUACUAAACCACAUAGUCAAUGUUAUGCUGCUGCUGCACCUUAUGGCAUUUCUGAAGCACUUGAACUGGAUAUUAAUAUUGAUGAAAUGAGAUCUUGUCUUGCUCAGGGAUUUCCUUUUCUAGUUAGUCUCAACUUGUAUAAUUCAUUUGACAAGGCAGGUACAAAUGGAGUUGUGACUGUGCCAAAAAGUAGUGAAGUAGCUCGAUCAUCACAUGGAAGACACGCGCUUGUAGUAGCCGGUUACAGUGAUCAUUCAAGAGCAUUUAUCGUACGAAAUUCAUGGGGAGCUACCUGGGGGGACAGAGGUUACUGCUAUAUACCAUACGAUUAUGUGGGAAGUGAUGAUUUGUGUAAUGCUGCUUGGACAGUUAAAAAGCUUGGUGUGGCAACAAUGGGCAAUGAAGGCUGGGACGAUGAAGAUGAUGUUGAUUACUUGGAAGAUGACGAUGAAGAAGAAGAAGAAGAAGAUAAUGUUGAUGAUGAUGAUGACGAAGAUGGGGAUGACGAAGAUGCUGAUAUUGAAGAAGUUGAAGAAGAAGACGAAGAAGCUGAUGAUGACGAGGAAGAUGAAGAUGACGACGAAGAGGAUGGCGAUGAGGAGGAAGAUGGUGAAGAUGAGGAUAAUGAUGAAGAGGAAUAG
Messenger RNA from Adineta ricciae, 1134 nucleotides. Lineage: Eukaryota; Metazoa; Rotifera; Eurotatoria; Adinetida; Adinetidae. The record is from the annotation of a GenBank genome assembly.